UUGAAAACGAGGAUUUUAUGUAAGCGGGAAAUGGCGGACUUCGGAAGAAGGACAGUGAGCGGUUUGAAGUACUCGGAGAGAUUAUUUGCAUCGAUAAACAGCUGGUUUCCAUUGUGACUCUUGUUCUUAUGUUUCGUAAUACUUUUGAUUUAUGUAACGUAAAUUAGCACUUUGAAGUGACAUCCUGAGGCCUGAAAAGAGUUGGUGUUUAGUAAAAGGCCGCGGGUUUUUAUUUUCAAGCGUUAUUGCAGACAUUUUGGGAAGCAAUAUUUCAUAAGAUAUAUUUAUAUGUUUUGUUUGAUUUGUGGGUAAGCUAUCUGAAAGCUUGAAUGCUGGUUGACUUGCAUAAGAUCUGAAGUAGAACAAAAUGAACAGUUUUUCACAGGUGUGUCUGGUUACACCCAGUUUUAAUUUGGUUGCUGCGUGCCGUGAGAAAUUAAAGUUAUCGUGGAUCGAAUUUAUUUUAAUGCCUGAAAUACAUUGAGCAUAUUAGUGUAUAAGCUUGAAGGAAUUUAAAAAAUGACAAAUGAAGGUAUGGCCGAUGGGAAAAUGGAGUGGAAAGAUAUUGACAAUUUUAUUACGAAGACCAGACUAUCUCAGUUCAAGGAAUGCAGAAGCGUACCAACUCAAUUCACUUUUUACAAAAGCAUUCUCAUAUUUCUGGGUAUACCAAGAGAUUGUACGGACGAUUUGCCAUCGUGUGUUAAUACUCUAAUGUACAUAAAUCUUGAAGAGGACCUUAAAAACAGAAAUAGAUAUGAAAGGAUGAAUGAUCACGAAGAAAGUAUGCAAAUGGGAGCAGAUGACAACAAAGAUGAAGAGGAAGAAAAUAGUCAGGGCAGAAACUGUAUCAGUUCCUUUCGAUGGAAUCUUUUACUCGAAGUUGAUCCAACGAUGCUGGUGGACAGCACUGGAAUUCCAAAUUAUUCUAAGGAAGAAGAACUUUUGCGAGAGAGGAAGAGAUUGUCAUCUCAUGGAAUUACUUCAUACGAGUUUCAUCAAGAUAGUGGUCGUUUGUUGUUUGCUUCUGGGAAUGCUCUUUAUUGGUUGGAUGUUAAGAAUAUAGCUGAAGGAAAAUCAAAGCAUGCUGUACCAUCUCCAGUAUCAACAACCCUCUCUGGAACCAGGAUGGAUGCAAAAAUCUGUCAUCGCAACCCAGAUCUAAUUUCAUUCAUAUAUCAUGGUGACAUUUAUGUAGCCAAUGUCCAUACCGGCCAAGAACUUCGCCUGACUUUUGUGAGAACUCUUUGGUGUGACGACUGUGUUUCUGCUGGUAUUCCUUCAUUUGUCACUCAAGAAGAAUUUGAUAGAUUUACUGGCUACUGGUGGGAACCAAAAAGCUCAGAAAACAUUGAAGACACAAAGGAUGUUGAAGUUCAUAAAAUUCUUUAUGAAAUGGUUGAUGAAAGCAAGGUUGGAAAGCAACACAUUGUAUCAACAGUCAGUGAGAACAACACUCAGGUGGAGACUUACCGAUACCCAAAAGCAGGCUCGCAAAAUGCAAAAUCUGCUCUUCGCUUGGUGCAGUUUAGUUUCCUUAAAAGCAAACAGGAGAUUUUGGAUGGCAGCAUAUUCGAGCAUGAUUCGAAAGUCGACUUGAAGGAACUCAUCCCCUGGGCAGAGUAUCUUGUUCGCUGUGAGUGGAUGAGCGAUGGCAAAAGUAUCUGGGUCCAAUUAUUAAGUCGAAGACAGAAUCGACUGGCUUUAUUGCGCAUCCCGUUGACAGCAUUCAAAACCAUCUCAUCGACAGAAAAUUCACAGUGCAACUCUGCUUUCAAAAUUAGCAUUAUUUUAGAAGAAUUAUCAGACACAUGGAUAAACCUGUCCGAUAUCAUCUACUUCCUACCUUCCUCUAACACAACAACAACUAAACUUAUUUGGUCGUCAGAGAGGUUGGGUCACCGACAUCUUUAUUUGGUUACUGUUGCUAACGAGGCACCCUUUAGUGGUUCCUAUGGCAACGAUUGCAAUAGUCUCCAAGGCAACGGAAACAAUCUGCAUAUCUGUGACGUGCUGAGUAAUGCUGAGUUGACUGAAGGAUCAUGGGCAGUUUCACCAAAUAAGAUCUGGGUUGAUGAAAAAAGACAGUUGAUUUUCUUUGUUGGAAGAAAAGAUACUCCGCUUGAAGAACAUUUGUACGUGGUGUCCUACCGAUUUGGCUCCGAAGUAAAGAGAUUAACCCAAAGAGGCUUUUAUCAUAUUAGCCAAGUUGAUGAGAGCUGUCGCUGGGUUGUCACUGUUGCGUCAUCAGUCAGCCACCCUUGUCAGGUCCAGGUGUCAAAAAUUUCAAGUUUCCAAGGAAACCACGUCAUUUCGAAUCCUGAAAGGAAUUUAAAUGUUCAGUUGAAUUCACUAGGAUGGCUGGAGACACCGAGAGAAUUAAAGUUCGAUAUAUCCCCGGAAUUCUUCUCGUAUCGAAACAAAAAAGGACAUACAGUGUAUGGUCUCAUAUUAAAACGGAAAAACCUCGAUCUCAAUACAAAACAUCCAACUGUUCUCAUUGUUUAUGGGGGCCCUGGAGAGCAGAUCGUCACGAAUUCCCAGAAGGCCCUGCGUCGUACAGGUCUCCAUUCUCUAACCUCGCUUGGAUAUGUCAUUGUUAUGAUCGACACAAUGGGUUCGUUUAGCAGAGGUGUUGCAUUCGAGGCUGUGUUAAAAGAUAAAAUGGGGACUGUGGAAAUAGAAGAACAGGUGGAAGGCCUCGAAUUUGCAGCACAGAAUUUUCCUUUUAUUGAUCUGAACAGGGUUGCCGUACAUGGAUGGUCAUACGGAGGCUAUUUAUCACUAAUGGGCCUAGCCCAGCGGCCGGAUAUAUUCAAGGUAGCCAUAGCUGGUGCCCCAGUUGUAUCAUGGGAACUUUAUGACACAGGGUACACAGAGAGGUAUAUGGGCCUCCCUCAGAAUAAUCCUGAAGGUUACAAACGAGGCUCUGUAUUGAGUUACGUCAGGCAAUUCCCAAAGGAGAGCAACCGACUGUUAAUUGUCCACGGCUUAAUUGACGAGAAUGUCCAUUUCAGUCACACGAAUUUAUUAAUAAGCAGCUUGGUUCAGGAAGGAAAACCUUAUCAAUUACAGAUCUUCCCGAAUGAGAGACAUGGCAUUAGACACUCAUCUUCGGCGCUUCAUUUUGAAACUAUGCUUCUUUUGUUUUUGCAAAAUAAUCUUUAAAUCAGUCUCAUAUUAAACUCAUUUGUGGCGCACAUAGUGAAUCCGGAUAGGCAACAUUGCUAGAUGUUAUAUUACUAGGAGAGUGUUCCCUGGCCCAAGGCGAUCAAUGAUUCGUUAAUGCAGUCAAAAAGAUCCUCGAGGUAUAUAACACGAGCCUAAGUGAAUUGUCCUAUCCGGAUUCCUUAGUUUCGCCCUUAUUCGAUUCUCGUAUUACUGUAUUGCCACCGUUACGUAAACGCCAUGACGUAAUAAACAUGAUAUAAGAGCCAUGACGUAAGAGUCAUGACGUAAGAGCCAUGACGUAGGAGCCAUGACGUAAGAGCCGCGAAGUGUGAAUCGACUACGCCUGUUUGCUCUGGUAAUAUUCUAAAGUGUUGACGUCACAAGAAUAUUGUUUUGAAAUUUGCAAAGUUUGAUCCCAUAACCUGAAAGAGCAUCAUGAAAUACCCCUAAAUAUGCCAAAAUAGUUGCAUUUGUCACAGAUUUGACGAGAUAUGGCCACAUAAACUUUUGCUCUUUCCCCACCCAAUCAUUGUAAUUUGGUAUCUAUAAAUCUAUGUAAUUUCAUCUUUAUGAUAACUUUAUGAACCAAUCAAAAAUUAUCCAUUACUAAACUCCAAAUCUCUAAUUGUCGGCAAAUCUUCCAAUUUUUGAAGUUUUACCUGAUUUUGCAUAUUAAACAGUAAUUCACUGUUUAAUUAUUUUAAAAAAUUUUUCCUGGUACAAUUUACCUACAUUGAUCGUUAUUUUAGUAAUUCACUGUGUUCUUUAAAGAUUUAUUUCCGUGACGACACACUUUGGAACUCCUGCAAUUAAUACCCAACUUAAAACAGAAAAUAUCUUAAGGAAUAUUUUUCCAAGUUAAAUGUAAUAAAAUCGACAACCUGUUUAAAAUUGCUCUUUAAAAUUACAAAUGGGCUUUCUCGAUAAAUUCAAAGAGGCACAUUUCUAUAAAUUUUGCAUAUUUUUGAAUGAUAUGCCUCCCCGAUUGUAACUUUCCAUCCACAAUGUUAAAUUUUCGUUCGAUAAUUUUUGAAUUUUAGAAUUCAUUCGUACAGAUUUUUAGUUCAAUUUUGUAUUUCCUAAAGUUCUCAAUAUGCAAAUAUACAGCUGAUUUUUUGUUUCUCUGUCUGUUAAACAUCAAACACUACUUGCGUCUGUUCAAGAAAAGGAUUGCUUGGUAGGAGAACGAAAAAGGAUGUUUAAAGGGAGAGGGCAGUAGUGAUAAAGUAAGAACGAGAUGUACUCUAGAAAAGAUAUCUUAGAAAACGAAGGCAAAAGUAAAUUUUUGUCACUUUUCCCAUUAGCAAGGAGUCUGGCCCUCUGAACUUAAGUUGAAUGGAAUUGUCACGAUACAGGGUUCCCUUACAGACAAUGCAAAAUUACACGGAUUACACGACACAGCAUUACG
Messenger RNA from Rhopilema esculentum, 4579 nucleotides. Its product is annotated as dipeptidyl peptidase 9. Gene Ontology annotation, biological process: proteolysis. Gene Ontology annotation, molecular function: serine-type peptidase activity; dipeptidyl-peptidase activity. The record is from RefSeq and is a predicted model, not a curated record. NCBI's taxonomy places the organism in Eukaryota, Metazoa, Cnidaria, Scyphozoa, Rhizostomeae, Rhizostomatidae.